AUGUAACUGUAUCAUCAGUCAGCUCGAAGUGUUCUACCAGCAAACAUCCAAUCAACCAAACAACCAACCCAACCAACAAUGAACUUCACCAAGAUCUUCAUCUUUGUCGUUCUGGCGGCGCUGCUGCUCUGUGGCCAGACGGAGGCAGGCUGGCUGAAGAAGCUGGGAAAGAAAGUUGAAGGAGCUGGCAAGCGGGUGUUCAACGCCGCAGAGAAGGCUCUACCGGUGGCAGCAGGUGUCAAAGCACUGGGUUAGAUGAACUGCAGAGGAAAGCAACAUAGUACAUAAGACGACGUCUCUGAUAAUUGUAACCACCUGUGAACGCAUCUGCGAAGAUAACGAGGAACCUGUUUUAAUAAAUUAGAAUGUGAAUCAAAUCAAA
Anopheles moucheti is the source of this 382-nucleotide messenger RNA. RefSeq names its product cecropin-A-like. The transcript has 2 exons. Gene Ontology annotation, biological process: defense response to Gram-positive bacterium; defense response to Gram-negative bacterium; antibacterial humoral response. Lineage: Eukaryota; Metazoa; Arthropoda; Insecta; Diptera; Culicidae. Gene Ontology annotation, cellular component: extracellular region. The record is from RefSeq and is a predicted model, not a curated record.